Molecule: messenger RNA, 855 nt
Organism: Triticum turgidum subsp. durum (durum wheat)
Lineage: Eukaryota; Viridiplantae; Streptophyta; Magnoliopsida; Poales; Poaceae
Source: the annotation of a GenBank genome assembly
AUGACCUACCGGGCAGGGCUCGUCCCCGCCGACCAGUCCCAGUUCGUCGCGCGACUUGGCAGCGUCGACCUCCCCUGGCUCGCCUCCUGCGACGGCCUCCUCGUCAUCUUCGUCCGCGGCGAGCACUUCUUCGUCCGCAACCCGGCGACUCGUCAGUCCGCCAACCUCCCGCUGCUUCAUGGCUUCAGGCCUUUGGGGAUGUAUCGACACAGCCCUACCGGCGAGUACCGACUAUUGCUCUACCGGUCCCGGAGAUGGAUGUACGGUCCACUUCCACCUGACGUUCAAGAGGGCUCCUACGUCUUCGCAAUAGGCUCCGGCCAGCCGCCGAGGCACAUAGGGUGGCAUGAUGCGGAGAAGCUGAUAUGCACUGCCGGACCUGUCAUGUUUGGUGGUAGGCUGCAUUGGUACACAUGCCACGUGAUAAUGAUAUUUGACAACACCACUGAGUCGUUUCGGCAGAUGCGCUCUCCGUUUGUUCCUGGCCACGCUCAACUGUUUGAGAUGGAUAACAUGCUUGGCAUGUCCGUUCUUAAUGAUGAAGGGAAAAGCGUUGAUAUCUGGGUGGUGCAAGAUUAUGAAGGUGGAGAUUGGGCCUUAAAAUAUCGGGUUGAAUUGCCGGCUGUAGAGAUCAGGGUGCAAUUUGGAAUGUCUGAAAUUAAAUAUUGGCAUGUGAGGGUUGUGUCUUGUGAUGGUGAUGUGCUUGUGCUGCUCAAAUUUGACGAUUGGCUACUUCAAGUUGACAUCAAUGGCGAGUUGGUUGCCGGAUUCCAUCACAGAGACCUCAUUCUUACUCAAGUUCGGCUCAAACAAUCACUAGUUUUGCAUACUUUCUUUCCGACACUAGAGGGUUAA